AUGUAUGCUCCGUCAAUCUACUACUUCCACAGAGUGAUCAAUUCCAAGAAAAUCCAUCCAAGAGGCGACAACGUUGUUCACAUCACACUUUCACCUGUCAACUCCCUCGUCAAACCCCAAGCAAGCAUCCUGCUCUCGAGGUGCUGCGCCCUGACCACUGUGAUUUAUUCCAGCGAAACUGCCCAGGUGAAAGCCUUGUGUAAGACCACGACCAAGAGCUCAACGAAUGUCUUGUCUAGGCCAUGGGCUAAACGUGUCUUACAGAUUACUGGGAAGGACGCACGCAUUCGAGACCGUGACGAGAACAUGCGACUUGGACACGUCCCGUAG
Messenger RNA from Penicillium robsamsonii, 330 nucleotides. RefSeq lists its product as uncharacterized. The record is from RefSeq and is a predicted model, not a curated record. NCBI's taxonomy places the organism in Eukaryota, Fungi, Ascomycota, Eurotiomycetes, Eurotiales, Aspergillaceae. The coding region runs from base 1 to 330 and encodes 109 amino acids. The transcript has a single exon.